AUGGGACACGCUCGAGAGCAUCAAACGACACAUAACCACCGGGAGGUGCUGUUGAUGCGGCGUCGCAUUGAAAGCUUUAUCAUGGUCUUUUCUGUUAUUGUUGUUGCGUUUCUUGUAUUAAUCGUUUCCAUUCAUCAGGGGGAGGCAAGCUGUCAGUCGCGGGCGGACGCUGCCACAUACAGUGUGUAUGCCCAGGCGACGCGAAAGAACGACACACUUGUUGGCGACUUGGUCGCGGCUCUCAAGCGGAAUGGAGUUCGUGCUGAACCGUUGGAGGAGACAGACAAAACGCAGCGAAUUGACGUCUUUGACACUCAAGAGGGAACGCUGUUGGCAUCCGGGUUUCGUCUCCUGCGGCUGUUGGGGCAAUUUGACGUGAUGUGGCAAUUGCGGUACUUGGAGCAAAGUAUCUGUUGGCCCCGGCGUACAAUCUCCAUGGAAGCGUUGCCCAACGUGGACAGCGAGAGGGUCUCGUAUCACGUGACAGCGAUUAAUACCCGGGGUGGACGGGCCUUUCUUUACAAGGCGGAUGUGUUGACGAGGGAACGUGACAGGAUCACAACCUUUCCGGAGCUGCAGUCGUUGUUCCCAGGCUUUAAUGCGCAGACUGCAUCUCCGCGGAUGCUCGUGACAAAUUCGAUGAAUGUGUCAACAAAGUUUGCUGCGGAGCUGCACUACGGCUUGUCCCCCCUGGAUAUUGAACUACGAAUGGAGCAACGAAAGCCUGUGACGGGGGAGGCUGCCUACUGGCGAGUCACGGUUUCAACAACAAACAUUAUGGCUGAGGCGAAUUUGGUUAAAAUGCACGGUAUUGUCUCUGAAUUGGUGGUUAAUAAGAGUGUUUUGUGCCCUGCGGCGAAGUGCAGGGCCAUAUUUGAUGAUCCGUUUCUUCAGUCUUGA
Messenger RNA from Trypanosoma rangeli, 900 nucleotides. RefSeq lists its product as uncharacterized. The transcript has a single exon. Lineage: Eukaryota; Euglenozoa; Kinetoplastea; Trypanosomatida; Trypanosomatidae. The record is from RefSeq and is a predicted model, not a curated record. Bases 1 to 900 code for a protein of 299 amino acids.